AACCUCCGCGCAUAUCUCAUUUCCCUCUCUUUGCUUCUCCUUUAGUUUACUCUCGAAUCUGCUCUGCUAGGGUUUCUCUCAGUCGAUCCGCCGAGAGCCUUGCUGCCACGAUCUCGAUUCGUGCUCUGUCUUUUUCGUCUUUUUAAGCAUGUCGCUCAGGCCGAACACCAACACUCGCACUGAGGCCCGCCGGAACCGGUACAAGGUGGCUGUAGAUGCUGAUGAAGGCCGCAGGAGGAGGGAAGACAACAUGGUGGAGAUCAGGAAGAGCAAGCGCGAAGAGAGCUUGCAGAAGAAGAGGCGUGAGGGCCUCCAGGCCGCCCAACAGUUCCCCACCGCCGUCCACUCCUCUAAUGUCGAGAAGAAGUUAGAAAGUCUUCCAUCUUUGGUUUCUGGUGUUUGGUCGGAUAAUAGUACUUCGCAGUUGGAGGCGACUACGCAUCCUCCGAUCGAGGAGGUGAUAAAUUCAGGUGUGGUUCCACGUUUUGUUGAAUUUCUUACGAGGGAAGAUUUUCCUCAACUUCAGUUUGAGGCUGCUUGGGCUCUUACAAAUAUUGCAUCUGGAACCUCGGAAAAUACAAAGGUUGUUAUUGAUUAUGGUGCUGUUCCGAUAUUUGUUAAGCUUCUUGCUUCUCCGAGUGACGAUGUUCGGGAGCAGGCUGUGUGGGCAUUAGGGAAUGUUGCUGGGGAUUCACCAAGGUGCCGUGAUCUUGUCCUCAGCCAUGGAGCUCUGAUGCCUCUGCUAGCUCAGCUGAAUGAGCAUGCAAAGCUGUCUAUGCUGAGAAAUGCGACAUGGACACUGUCAAACUUCUGCAGAGGCAAGCCACAGCCUCCAUUUGAGCAGGUGAGGCCAGCUCUUCCAGCUCUUGAACGUCUUGUACAUUCCAAUGAUGAAGAAGUCCUGACUGAUGCCUGCUGGGCACUCUCUUACCUUUCUGAUGGUACAAAUGACAAAAUUCAAGCUGUCAUUGAAGCAGGGGUUUGCCCCCGACUUGUGGAGCUCCUGCUUCACCCAUCUCCUUCAGUGCUCAUUCCCGCUCUUCGUACAGUUGGAAAUAUUGUGACAGGAGAUGAUAUGCAGACUCAGUGUAUUAUCAACCAUGGCGCCCUACCAUGUCUUUUGAGCCUGUUGACUCAUAACCAUAAAAAGAGCAUUAAGAAAGAAGCUUGUUGGACCAUUUCGAACAUUACAGCUGGAAACAAGGAGCAGAUCCAGGCUGUAAUUGAUGCUGGUAUAAUUGGUCCCCUGGUCAACCUACUUCAGAAUGCUGAGUUUGAUAUAAAGAAAGAAGCUGCAUGGGCUAUUUCAAAUGCUACCUCCGGUGGUGCGCAUGAGCAAAUCAAGUACCUAGUCAGUCAGGGGUGCAUAAAACCAUUGUGUGAUCUCCUUGUGUGCCCAGACCCACGAAUCAUAACUGUUUGUCUAGAAGGAUUAGAGAAUAUUCUGAAGAUUGGUGAGGCUGAGAAGGCUGCAGGUGCAUCUGGAGAUGUUAAUGUUUAUGGUCAGUUGAUAGAAGAUGCUGAGGGAUUAGAGAAGAUUGAAAAUCUGCAGAGUCAUGACAACAAUGAAAUAUAUGAGAAGGCUGUUAAAAUUCUUGAGACUUAUUGGUUGGAAGAGGAGGAUGAAGCUUUACCUCCAGGUGAUGGCACCCAGCAAGGUUUCCAGUUUGGAGGGAAUGAAGUUCCUGUUCCAUCUGGUGGAUUCAACUUUAGUUGAAGGGAUCUAUUGGAUGGAGAAAAUUAUGCCUGGGGUUCCAAUUUGCAAGGUAUAUGUUGAUGGUGAAGUGUGGGGUCAGGUCUUGUCGGGUCAAGGUGCUUGAUGUGCCUGGUCUUAGUCUGUCCAGUGUCAAUUAUGGUCAGAGGUGCCUGCAUGGGUCUGUUUAUGCUAUAUGGUUUCCAAAUAAGGUGGUGGGUGGACACUUGUGAUUGGACAAGUUUUGCGAUCAGCAAUGUAUCUGGCUUAUUCCUGUUAUGUGGAAUUGCUAACUGGUAGAAUCAAUGCUAUGGGAAAUGUCCAGUAGGUGAUGCAUAAACAGGACCCAUAGACGGGUUGCUAGUAAGGGUUGCUAGAGUGCGGGAUUAGUCUUCUGUUGUGUCAGAGUUGUACUAGUAGUUUUUAUGCCGUCAUUUUUUUUUCCUUUUUGGGUCUUCCAGCAUGAGUACAGUAUUGAUUGUUAUGUUGAUAAACCUUAUUUUCUAGUAUUUUGGAAGAAUGAAUUUAUUCAGUCUACAAGUGUUAUGCUAAACUAUACAUCUUCUUCGGUGAAAAUAAGAUGUUAUGCAUCCUUGAAAGGGUCAAAAUUAGGGCAAGAUCAAUGGAAUGAUCUCAAUUUGCUGCCUCACAUCAUGCCCUUUCAGGUAAGUCAUUGAGUCUCUUCCAGACAACUGAUAAUUCUGUCUUAAAACUUUUUGCUGCAAGCGUGAUCUUUUGAAACAAGAAGUGCCUUUCUUCGAAUGGGCUAAUUUUUGCCUGAGCUAACGUAGAUCGUCCUCAAGAAAGGAAAUGUCCAACAGAAAUGGAAUCCCCUAGUAAUUGGUAACGAAACAACAAUAUAUGGAGGUAGCAUGUCUGUCUGCUUCGAGUGCUGUUUUUUCUCCAUAGAUGGAUAGUGACUGUUUCCUCAUAACAGCAUCAAUAGGUCCAACCUGACUGGAUAUUAGUAAAAUUCGAAUUUUAUUAUUCUCUUCUCCUAUGAUCUUAUCCCCCGUCGCUAUGAUCCCGUUGGCUGGGAUUUUUUUAGAUCUGCUUCGUGCGGUUUGGCUAUGUCGGUUUGAUUCCCUUCUCUCUCUUUCUCUCUCAAUUUCUAGCGCUGUCAUACACAGUCUCUCUAGCACACACUAUCCCUUCCUCCCUCCCUCUCUCGUCGUGCAUGUCGGUUCCCUUUUUAGGUUAAGCCAAAAUUUUGAUUCUCUCAUUUCAUUUCUUCUGCUGCUGCGGUUGUUCCCAUCUCUCUCUCUCUCUAUCCCUCUGUUUCAUUCUGCAUCAUUUGAUUUGUCUCAAGUUUAGGAGAUCGCUUAAAGUUGUGCUUUUUCUUCUGAUUUCUCCCUUUCCGUCUCUGGGUUUUCGUUGUCUCGAUCUGUUGUGGGUUCAAGUUUGUUAGAUCUUUUUAUAUCCUAUUGGGUUCCCUCUGUUUCUCUCGGAUAGGAAUCUGGGGUUGUGUGCUAGAUAGAAUCGGAUCAGUGGGUUCGUAUCACUACCCCACUUUGAGCUUUCCAUUUGUUUCUUAUCCCGGAUCCUUUCAGAUCUUUGAAUUUGGUGGUAAAAAUGUUGGAUCAGAGUGAGAAAGGAUUGGAUUCUGAAGAUCGGAACAAGAAAUCCUCAAAUGGGUUUAGCCCCAAAGAAACCCAAAAUCAAGGUGGUGAAACGAAGAAGACCUGCGCUGAUUGUGGUACCUCCAAAACCCCUCUCUGGAGAGGUGGUCCGGCAGGCCCCAAGUCACUAUGUAAUGCAUGUGGGAUUCGAAGCAGGAAGAAGAGAA
Molecule: messenger RNA, 3479 nt
Organism: Rubroshorea leprosula
Lineage: Eukaryota; Viridiplantae; Streptophyta; Magnoliopsida; Malvales; Dipterocarpaceae
Source: the annotation of a GenBank genome assembly